Messenger RNA from Drosophila sulfurigaster albostrigata, 1074 nucleotides. It is a transcript of the gene Prosbeta5R1, whose product is annotated as proteasome subunit beta type-5. The record is from RefSeq and is a predicted model, not a curated record. The transcript is spliced from 2 exons. Bases 75 to 1013 code for a protein of 312 amino acids. Gene Ontology annotation, molecular function: threonine-type endopeptidase activity. NCBI's taxonomy places the organism in Eukaryota, Metazoa, Arthropoda, Insecta, Diptera, Drosophilidae. Gene Ontology annotation, cellular component: proteasome core complex.
CUAGUUAGAUUUUAACUUCAAUAAAAUAUUUUCAAUUUAGUAAGAUUAAAUCUUUAAAUUCAUAAUAUUCGAGUAUGGCUUUGGAGGAAAUAUGCGGCUUAAAUAAAUUUGGAUUCAUGAAGGGGUUCGAUGCUCAAGUCAAGGACUGGGAUCAACAGCAGCUGCAAAUUGCCACCAGCAACCUUAGAAAUCCUUACAGUCUAAUGGCUCCGCCGUUUGAAAAUCCUGCCGUUAAUCUGCCAAAGAUUCUGCAGCACUGCAACGUGCGAAUGGAGUUCGAUCAUGGCACCACAACUUUGGGCUUCAAGUAUCAAGGAGGUGUGAUCCUUUGCGCUGAUUCACGAGCCACUUCCGGCCAGUACAUUGGCUCGCAGAGCAUGAGGAAGGUUGUGGAGCUCACUAAUUAUAUGCUUGGCACCUUGGCCGGCGGCGCUGCGGACUGCGUCUACUGGGAUCGAGUGCUGGUACGCGAGUGCCGGUUGCAUGAACUGCGCUACAAGAGCCGCAUGCCUGUCGAUGCUGCGGCCAGAAUAAUGUGCAACAUAUCCACCGAGUACAAGGGCAUGGGUCUGGCCAUGGGCAUGAUGCUGGCGGGCUGCGAUGAUGAGGGCUGUAAGCUCAUCUAUGUGGACUCCGAGGGUAUGCGGUCACAUGGCAGCGUAUUCUCAGUGGGGAGUGGUUCUCCCUAUGCUCUAGGUGUACUCGAUACAGGGUAUCGAUGGAAUCUAACAGACGAGGAAGCAUACGAUUUGGCUCGUCGUGCCAUUUACCAUGCCACCAGCAAAGAUGCGUACUCGGGAGGCAUUGUUCGCCUAUAUCACAUCAACGACAAGGGCUGGAAAAACAUUUGCAACACGGACUGCAACGAUCUGCAUGACAUCUUUUGCGAGGAGACAACUAGUAAUGAUGAUCAAGCGCACUUGCCCUGCACUAGCAAAGCAUGGAUUGAACAAAAACUACGACAUGAUAAUGUCCAAGCACGAGUCGCAGCGGUGACUAUGGAGAAAGUGUAGAAAGAAAAUCAGAAGUAAUAGUUUUAAAUUUCAGUAAAUAAUUAAAUAUUGUUUAAGGUCA